AUGCCAGGCGAGCUCAAGACUAUCAGCAGCGGGGACGAGAAGACGGUUGUUGGCACCGAUGCGACGGACAAUGUGUGGCUGUUCAACGGUGCGACAUGGGACCAGGCCCCCGGGAAAAUGACCCAGGUAUCAGUCGGGCUGAGCGGCAUGUGGGCGGUUGACAAGGCGAACAAGCUGUACUAUUGGGACGAUGGCCAACAGAACUUCGUGGAGCUGAAGACUGGCGUAGCUGUUACCCAGGUGGCGUCCGGGCAAGACGUUUACAUUUUGGAUACCCAGCGCAACAUUUUCAAAUACCAAGGCGAUGAGAAGUGGAUCCAGUUGGACGGCAAGCUUGAUUCAAUCGACACGAGCGAUUACGGGGACCUGUGGGGGAUUCAGGUCGGGGAGUUGAAAAGGGCGCACCGCCGCAUUAACGGGGGCUGGGUCUAUGUCCUGGGGCCAGACAACCGGGACACUCUCAAGCAGGUGUCCACCGGCAUCAGCGGCGUGUGGGCAGUCGACAGCAAUGGCACGGUGUACCGUUGGGUGAACAGCACGAGACACGAGGGCGCGUGGGUCAAGGCAGAGGGAUCCCUCAAGUCCAUCAGCGCAGGCUACCCCCUCGUGUGGGGGCUCGACACAAACGGCAAAGUCUACAAGUACAGUUCGGACGGCACUGACUCUGGUGGCCCUCAAAAGACUUCAACGGCCGUCGUCCCUGUUGCACAAAAGCUGCGCGUGGUCGGGGAGUAUGUACCGACGCCCGGCCCCCGGCACAGCGCCUACCCGGCGCACCUCGACCCGACCAACGACGCGACUAAACUCGGCGACUAUCUUGCCUAUUCCAACGAGCUCUGCACUCUGGAGGACGUUUUCCCCGAUCCGGGCCCGGGGAAGCGCGAGCGCAUCGGGCUGUCCACCGGGGUUUGCACGGUGAUCCAGGAACCGAGCGCGGGCGACCCUGCCACGGUGUUCCAGUGCCAAACGUCGCUGCAAUUUCAGUCGGGGAAGUACGCCGGGAGCAGCAUCUUCCUCGCCAUUGUUUACAGCGACGGCAACGUGCCUGCAUACGCUAUCCUCGGAGGGACCGGCUAUUUCAAGAACGUCCAGGGGCAGGCCACCCAGGUGGACGAGACCCCCUUCGCUGCCCAGUCCCCGCACGGAGAGUACUACAUCGAUCUCGAGUACUAUCUACCGGGUGGUUCCAAGGCCGGUGCACCUGCGCCAAUCACUUCAGACGAUUUCAAAGUAGCACUACGCACGUCUGGAUAGGCACAGGGAGAAAUUAGAACCAUGACCAGACCUGGUUGCAUGGGCUUUGUUUACAUGCCCUUCUACCAGACGAAGCUGAUUAGGAAACCCUUAACCAAGAUUGUAACUGCGGUAAGUAGCCAGAGAACCUUCCCACACCAGGUUCGUCAUAUAAGUGGUCGCAUCCCGCACUACCGAAAAGCGAUGUAAGUUAUUUAACCACGUACUAACCAGGGUUAAAUUAGAUGCAAAACUCACCAUUUGUGAGCAACUUGUACCUAGCUAGAAAUCGUCGUCAAGAGUGGAGUAAAUCAUUGAGAUUAGUUAAUUGACCUGUCCGGUGGUUUAUUGCCGAUUUCCGCUUAACUCUAAUUCGUUAACAAAAGAUUGUGUAAGUACGCUUUGGUCUAGACCCAGACUAAUCCAAUCUAGAAAUGCCCCGAAAACAUGCAGUGGAUCUUCAGCACGUAAAUGUCCGAGAGGCGUAUGAUGGAC
Klebsormidium nitens is the source of this 1728-nucleotide messenger RNA. The record is from the annotation of a GenBank genome assembly. Lineage: Eukaryota; Viridiplantae; Streptophyta; Klebsormidiophyceae; Klebsormidiales; Klebsormidiaceae.